UCUGUUUUAACAAAAUCUUGGUUUGGAAGGGACGCGGCAUGGAGGAGCCAGGAACGCGGUGCGAACUGCUGUCCUCGGGUCCGAGUGGCAGUCUGCGCGCUAGCAUCAAGCGCUACGGUGAGAUCGCGUAUAUUGGGGCGAUCGAGGGCCUACCGGGUGACGGCUGGCUUGGAGUGCGGCUAGACAAACCGUUGGGCAAAGGCGAUGGCACAUUCCAGGGAAGGCGAUACUUUGAUUGCAAACCGCUACACGGUGCCAUUGUUCGGCCAGAGAGGGUCAAUACCAUCGGCGAAUUUCCUAUACUCACAACACACGAGGAGAGUCUGGCACACGCAUUGGAGGAGCGACGCAAGGAGAAGCAAGGGGCGAGGAGUGCAGCGACUGUUAAUAAUACACACGAUGCCUCGAAGCUGAAUCGGGAGCUAACGACGGAUGAGUUGGCGACGGCGUUCUGGGAAAAGUUUACGCAACAAGAGGAGCAUAUUCGCAAGCAGGUGGGUUUAUUCUGUGAACAGAAGAAGCAGCCACUGCCUUGUGACCCUGCCAAUGAGGUCAAGCUGGAUGCACUGGUGCUAGAGGUGAACUCUAUGAGAGACGCUGCUGCAACAGCAUCGUCACUGUACUUGUCGCCGUACGACACUCGCCACACGCAGUUGAUCCUGUCUAAAUUACUGAAGCUGAUUGAGACUACUCGAACGAUGUUCGCUCCUAGGAAGAAGUUCACAUUUCGAGCACGUGCAGCGAACAGAGCUAAAGCCAAAGAAGCGGAGAAACAGGAUCAGCCAGAAUCACCAGCUUUGACUGGCAACCAGCAGGCCUCGUCGACUUCACAGAGAGCGAUAGAGUUUGACGAGUUGGUGCAUGCUAACAAGCAGAACGAGGUCAUUAUCAUCGAUAGCAGCAGCUUCACCGACGCAGACUACAGCAAGCGUCGCGAUCUGAACUUCUCGCAUUUAACUGACUGCGUUGUACUGGUUUGCGUGGAGACAUCGGCCAUCCGUGGCGAUGCACUGAAGAACUGUGUGUUCUAUACAGGAGCGAUCUUCGGCAGUUUGUGGCUUGAGAACUGCAACGGUUGUGAAUUUUUCGUCGCGUGUCGUCAGCUGCGCGUUCACUUGAGCACUGCUACGACCUUCCACCUUCGUAUUCCGAGCCAUCCGAUCAUUGAAGACUGCCAGCAGAUGCAGUUUGGGCCGUACCGCAUACAGUUUGACGGUCUCGAGGCACAGCUAGAACGUCUGGGCUUGUCGAAGGACUCGGGUCUCUGGGCGAAGGUGAACGAUUUCAAGUGGCAUAAAGCGCAGCAGUCUCCGAACUGGAACAUCCGCGACCCGAAGCAGCCACUACCAAAAAUCCCAGUAAAGUUGGAGAACCUGGUCUCGUAUGACUAAUCUAGCUGCACUAGUAGCACUAGGAUACCUGUGGCGUAUUUAAUGAGAGAGUUUGCUUAUUCUGGCAUUCUGGAAUGAAGAGAGAUUGCUGACAAAAGCUCUUGAAAGUAUAUAAACACAUGCAGCUGGAUACCUGCUAUCCAUCUAUGCCUAGCGUCACCUCAGUCU
Messenger RNA from Phytophthora nicotianae INRA-310, 1559 nucleotides. RefSeq lists its product as hypothetical. Gene Ontology annotation, biological process: tubulin complex assembly; post-chaperonin tubulin folding pathway. The transcript has a single exon. Gene Ontology annotation, cellular component: cytoplasm. Gene Ontology annotation, molecular function: tubulin binding. Bases 39 to 1391 code for a protein of 450 amino acids. NCBI's taxonomy places the organism in Eukaryota, Oomycota, Peronosporomycetes, Peronosporales, Peronosporaceae. The record is from RefSeq and is a predicted model, not a curated record.